UUCUACAGUCUGUAGCCAGUGAAGUCAAGUUGAAACAAAGGAAUAAAGAUUCUGAAGAUGGAAACUCCUAAAGGGUUUGGUGCUCAUCUAUGGAACUUCCUCUUCUUCUUCCCCAUUUUUGUGCUUUUGAUGACUCUUGGAAUCAUUAAAGCGGCUCUUGUUGGCCCAGUUGUGUUCCUCUUGGUCUCGUUUGGAAAUUCCGCAGUUGUUAUUGGGUUAUGGCCACUACAUGUCAUUUGGACUUACUACUGUAUAGCAAGAACGAGGAAAUUUGGUAUAUUUAUGAAAAGCUUAUUGUUUCUAAUCUUAAUCUUCCCAUUAAGUUUAUGGCUACUCAUCGGUAUACUAGGAAGCAUGCUUACAGGUUUGGGGUAUGGCUUCUUUUGGCCUUUGAUGGCAACAUUUGAGGCUAUAUCUGAAGGUGUUGAAAACAAGUUUGUAAGAUGCUGCAAGGAUGGUAUUUGGGACACCAUUUUGGGAGGAUGCACCAUAGUACGUGAUUUCACAGAUGUUUCCUUUCAUUCCUACUUCUCAGUGAUGGAUAGCUUGCUUGAGUCCAGACGUGAGAUGCCGAUAGAGAUCAAGGUCACUCUAAUACCAACAUGCACAUUGGCUGGAAUUUUAGGGGUACUUAUUGAUGUUCCUAUUAUUAGCAUUAUUGUGAUUUAUAAAGCUCCAAUGAUGUUAUUAAGAGGAUGGCAGAGAUUGGUCCAAGAUCUUAUUGGAAGUGAGGGUCCCUUCUUGGAAACAGUUUGUGUUCCCUUUGUUGGUCUUUCAAUUCUGUUAUGGCCAGUUGCAGUUUGCUUAUCUACUCUAGCUGGAAUUAUUUCCAGCUUCUUUCUUGGCUGUUAUGCUGCUGCUGUUGCAUAUCAGGAAAGUUCCACCAAGCGAGGAAUACUCUAUGCUCUUGCUAUAGUGUCCAUUUUUGAUGAGUACACCAAUGAUCUCCUCCACCUGAGUGAAGGGUCCUGCUUUCCAAGACCUGAAUAUCGCAAGACAGUUGGUUCUAGUCAGUUACUGUAUCCUAUAGAGCGAAUACCAGAAAAGCCUGCGGCUGUUCAAACCAAGAAACAUCCAGUAGAGGCACCCUCCAAGAAAUUGAAGGCAUUGAAGGCUGUGGCGAUAUGGGAUAACUUCUUCCAAGCAUGCGAGUGCACUGGAAAAGAGCUUCUAAGAGAUGGAGCAAUUGGGUUACAGGACCUAGAGGCAUGGCAACAUUCAAAAAACCAGAUUGUUAUCUGUGGAAUUCCUGCAUAUGUAUUUCUGCUGUGCUUUCUCCGCUCUAUUAAGAGCGGCUCCGAGGGCUUUCUCAUGCGUAAUAAUGUUGAAUUAACAAGUGUGAAUAGGCCCGAGGGAAGAGUUUUUGACUGGAUGUUUGAGCCAAUGUCAAUCAUGAAACAGCAGAUAAAGAGUUUAAACUUACUAGAGCCUGAAGAGUUGUAUCUGUAUAAAUUGACUCUCUAUUCUGGUAAUAUGAAGCGGAUGGAAGCUUGGAAAAAUGGUGGAGUUCCUCCAAAUGAUGAGAGCAGAAGGGCUCAAUUGCAAGCUAUAAGUAAACGGUAUUCUCUCUCUCUCUCUCUCUCUCACACACACACACAUUUUCAGGUUGUUAGGGGAAUGAGUUUUAUGUGCUUGAAUUUCUGUUUCAGAUUGCAUGGCUUUUGUCUUUUUAUCUCGAGGCUGCCAACCUUCUGGCGUCGGUACCAUGAUGUGGUUAAAGCGUUAGUACAAGAAGCAAACCAGAAGUCGAAGUUGGCUCAGGAUUCGCCAAGGAGUAUUGAGGAUAUAGAAGCAGUUCUAUAGUAUCCCUUUUCUG
Telopea speciosissima is the source of this 1816-nucleotide messenger RNA. RefSeq lists its product as uncharacterized. The transcript has 10 exons. NCBI's taxonomy places the organism in Eukaryota, Viridiplantae, Streptophyta, Magnoliopsida, Proteales, Proteaceae. The coding region runs from base 58 to 1803 and encodes 581 amino acids. The record is from RefSeq and is a predicted model, not a curated record.